CCAGGAGCUCCUGGUGCGGAGCGCGGGGCCCCCGGGCGCGGCCGGCCCGCCCGGGCUCCUCUUCGAGCAGGGGCAGUGGGAGCCGAGGCCCGAGGCGAGGGCGGUCCUCGCCGUGAUGGCCAGGUGCCUGCGGGAGGACGGGCACUGCGUCCGGGUCGAGGGGCACGCCGACAGCGAGGAGCCCGCCGCCGUGGCCCAGCAGCGGGCGGCCGCGGUUGCCGAGGCGCUCGUGGCCCUGGGCGUGGAGCGGCGCCGGCUGAGGCCAGUGAGCUGCAAGUCGCACCACCCGAUCUCGAGGCUGCACAAGCACCUCAACCGCCGUGUGGAGCUUCAUGUCGACUAGGCUCAGAGCUGAGACGUGUGUGUGUGUGUAGCAAUACCCUCGAGUUCUUCGGUUUGGCCGGCGGAGGGUCUUAUGUUUCUGAAGGAUGUUUCCCUGCGCCAGGCCAGGCCGUGUAGAGUUGUUGUCCGUGCGCGCGGGCGGCUGCGGCUGGAGGGCUGCUUCGCACUGACCCCGUGCGCCACUUGUUGAGCGGACGUCGUGAGCAUCGCGUCGCGG
Prorocentrum cordatum is the source of this 559-nucleotide messenger RNA. Lineage: Eukaryota; Dinophyceae; Prorocentrales; Prorocentraceae. The record is from the annotation of a GenBank genome assembly.